Messenger RNA from Desarmillaria tabescens, 1545 nucleotides. RefSeq lists its product as uncharacterized. NCBI's taxonomy places the organism in Eukaryota, Fungi, Basidiomycota, Agaricomycetes, Agaricales, Physalacriaceae. The transcript has 10 exons. The record is from RefSeq and is a predicted model, not a curated record. Bases 1 to 1545 code for a protein of 514 amino acids.
AUGGUUGAACUGGACGUCGUCUCAGCCGACAAUUGGGAGCUCCAUGGUGCGCGCAUUGUUGUACCCACGCUGGGGAGUGCCGUGAAGCGAUUGCUUAUACACGCCAUUGAGACCUUCCCGCCUGUUCCCAUGUUUAUCGACCUAUUGAACUUGGUGUCACUUGAAUGGUUCGCAUUUAUGUCAGGCGAGAUCAGCCCGACGUUCAGGCGGAAAAUCCACAUGUGCAUCGCUUAUCACGCUCUCCCUGCCAACAGAGAUGUCGUCAACACAUCGUCCUUAGUUAACGUGUCCUACGGUACAUAUGCGGAGGUGUGGGAUUACAUUGGAUACGUAUACAUGUCUGUGCCAUGUCCAACUGGAACGACUCUUCCAAAAAAUGCACAUCCCUCAAAACUCGCACCAUGGGGCUUUGUUGAAACGCGCACACACCAACAAGACCUUCCUAACAAAAUGCUAGGCUAUGACGAGUUCGAAAAAAGCUUGUACAGAGAAACGCUUAUAUGUGCGAUCGUUCACUCCGAGGCAUCUUGGGUGCAGCACAUGCGCUUUUCAGACGGAUCUAGCAACCCGGGAUUGGGAGGGGAGACGAAGGAGAGGGUGACAUCGAGGGUGUGGGUUAAAGUGGAGCUGGAUGUUGAGGAGUCGGUGGAGGAUUAUUCGUUCUCUAUGGAAGACCCUAUAUCCCGGAGCGUGGCUCCCCAGGAGACUAUCAUCGUCGGGGUCAAGCCUGGCGAUCCUCUUUCUGACAGAAUUCAUGUCCUCGACCAGAUGCGUGGCGAGCUUGCCGAUCUCGCUCAUGCCGAGGUACAGUUGAAAAAGAUGCAAGCGGAGAGAGACGUUGCUCGAGCACGGGUUGUCCAGUUGGAGGCAUGGGUUGACCACUUGGAGGAGGCAGCGUCGCACCACGAAGCAGCAGUGACCUCCCUCACCAAUCGGUUGAUUACCGCCAUACAGGCUCGAGACGUAGCGGAGGCGCGGGUGCGCGAGGUCGAUCGGGAGGCGUUGUCUUAUCGAGAGCCGCCGUCGUCCGUCGCAAAUGGAGCCCUGACCACGCGGAACAGUCGACAGGACGACGACAACGAUAUGGGACCCCUUGCCCACCAUGAGGUAAAAGAGUCUGUUUUCUUCACUGUGGUGUCUUUAACAUUUGUCUUCUCUAAGGGUAUGGCGGCCUUGGCGUCAGCUGUGAAAUGUACCAUCUGUCGCACGCAGAUGUGGGCUGCUGUGAUCUCACCGAACCACAGGUUAACGGACUGUGGGCACAUUGCGUGUGUUGCAUGUGUGCAAAAGGCCUUUGUAGACCAGAUGUUGAACCGACCGCGGGUGGAUACUUUCCUAUGCCGAGGUGAUCCUCCUACGGAGUUCACCUGCCCAACUUGUCGAGUCGCGGUUACCCAACAUCCCGCCCUGCAGCCCAUCGUGGGCGCGGUUGCUACGGCGCUGACUAGCAUUCAUGCCCCAUCUGCAGGGUACGGAAGCUUUACGAUGAAUGAAAAUGUUCUGGCAGAGUUUUUUCCCGACGACUUUCAAAUGUUCGUAGCAUAG